UCAAAGAACAGCACCGUCAAUUCUGACAAGUCUCAAGAACAGGCAGCUAGUCAGUCCUCGCUUUCGACAGCCACAACACCCACCGCUGAGCGUCGUUAUGUGAUGGCUUGGGAGGAACUCGUCUCCACCGAACGAUCCUACGUCAGAUUUCUUCAAGCUGUCUGUGAGGUUUUCUCCGGCGAUUCUACGAAGGCUGCUUCCAGCGAAUUGCCGCCGCUUCCGCGAGCGAUUCAUGAUAAUCGGGCUCUCAUUAUUGUCAAUAUGCCGGAUCAACUGCGUUUUCACCGAGACCGUUUUCUACCGCAACUCAUUGCCUGUGACGGAGACGCUGAGAAGAUUAAAAAGUUAUUUCAGAAUUCGUUUUCGAGUAUGGUGGAUCUCUACUCAGCUUACUGCCGACACUACGAACGCGCCAGUCAAAUUGCGCUGACCUUGGAGUGUGAUCCAGUACACAGCCAGUGGAUGUCCCAAUAUAACCUCUACCUCCAUGCCCUUGAGAGUGCUGAUGAGUUAACCCUACAGGACUCCUCGACGGAACCAGCUGCCGACGAGGAUUCUACCGAGCAGACAACCAAUGGUGGUGGGGCUACCGCCAGGAGGAGGACUUCCACACCCUCCCGUCCGGUUCUCUCCUUCAGCGCAAGACUGCUCUCGCCUGCCCAACGAUUCCAGCGCUACCACCUCCUGCUCGAUAGGCUUAAAGGUUAUGCAACCAAUGGGACUGAAAAGGAAUGCUUGUCCAAAGCGCAUCAGGAAAUGGUCGACCUGUGCACGACCGUCAACACCCUAAUGCGUAUACCUGUUCUGACUGUGAGUUCGUGUAUAUGCAUAAAUGCACUCAAUUCUGUAUAA
Molecule: messenger RNA, 852 nt
Organism: Dibothriocephalus latus
Lineage: Eukaryota; Metazoa; Platyhelminthes; Cestoda; Diphyllobothriidea; Diphyllobothriidae
Source: the annotation of a GenBank genome assembly